CUGGCUGGCUGGCUGGUUGGCUGGGGCUCCAGCUCAUAAUCUAGAUAGUAUCACUUCCUUCUCAAUGUCUGCUACUGCAUCUCCAAGCCCAGCUCCUCUCUUCAGUUAGAGGGGAGCACUGAGACUAGAUGGCUCACUCUGAUAGCAGGGAAACAGGGACUUUGGUAGGACUGUCUCGUCACAGAAGGGAAGAGAAUGCUUUGGGACAGGGAGAGUGAGAUGGGGAGCUUCUUCACUCCCAGUAGAACAGUGAGAUACCUGGAUGGGUGGAGAAACUGAACUGAAACUGAGAUGGAUGGAGCUUACAUGCGUAGGGACAUACAAAGAUGUUUGUUUUGAUCAGGAUGAAAUGCUUGUUCAAUUCUGCUUUGAGAGAAAUUUGAAUGUUUUUAAAGCCAAGUUUCUGUGGUUUUGGAUGUAAUGUGUUUUACCGCAGGGACCAUGGUUAUGAUGAAGCUCUCUGCCCUCCUCUUCGCCUAUUUCCUGGUCAUUUGUCAGAUGUACAGUUCACAUGCAGCUCCCGCCAGGUGAGGAUCAAAGCAUGUUUUAUACACUGCAAUGUCCAGUCAGUCACUGAAAUGUAUGUAUAGAUUACAGGGAUGUUCAUUUAUAGCAAUCCCAAAAGGAAAGGGCAUAGAUCCCAUUGGGAUACUUCUAUCUUUCUAUUAGUAAUUGCUGUUAUUUCAUUGAUAAUUUUCUAAAGAGGUAUCUUGGCAGCCAUAUAAAUCUAAUGCAUGCUAAUUUAGAUUAUUUCGUUUUCAGAUAACACAAUGUGAUUACAGAAAUCCAUACAUUACGUUACAUUAAAUGCCCUCUUUACAGUAAUGUGAUCCAAUUGGAUUACGAUAUCGUAAUCUAAUCAAUCCGGUGACUCAUAAAGCCAUUCUAUUUAUAACUUCCUAACCACUUCCAUCCAUUUGGAAACAAUCCAGCUUAAUGCCACAGCAAUAGGCUAAGAUGAUUGCUAUUGCAUGUAGAAUAUUUCCAAAUGGUUGUAGAAUGCAUGGGUGUUCAAUAUUCCAGAUAGAGAGACCUUGGUCACCAUUCUUACUACAGUAUUGAUUUAGUCAUAAAGCUCUAAGUUGGCUACCUGUCAGCUUUUUAAAAGGAACACUUUUAGCAGAUUGUUUUGAGUUUGGCUGAUAUCCCUUAAAGCAUGAGGCAAUCGCUUUUAGCUGGAGCAAACUCACAUAACCUACGUCAUACUAUUUUUAACCCAGUGCUGGUGCAGUUUCUGUCUGAUCAACCUAAUCGCCUAUGUGUUUUCAGAACUGGUUUAGAGUCCAUGACAGACCGAGUCACGCUAACUGACUAUGAAGCCCGAAGGCUACUCAACGCCAUCGUCAAGGAGUUUGUGCAAAUGACUUCAGAGGAACUGGAGCAACAAGCCAAUGAAGGAAAUAGGUAGGUACAGCUCUCCUCAUCUCCACAACUUGUUUAUAACAACAUUCAUUUUCAUUUUCUCUAGGUUUACUUGGUUUAUACUAUAUGGAUGACACAUUUUCCUAUUAUUCAAGAAAACAUAUAACCCGAAAUGUCUUGUUAAUAUGUGGCCAGUCCUUUGCUGCCUCCUAUAGCAGUCAGAGCUAUGGGUAUUUAUUAAAGACACAGAGGUAUGGACAUCUCCCAACCAUCAACAGGGAAAUCUAUAGUUAAAACAUAUAUUCUCUGUGAUUAUCUAUGCAUGGAUUUUUGGAACACUUAAUUUUGAUGUAUUCAUUAUUUAAGCAUUGUUUAUGAGAAAGCCUGUUGCGGAAUGCUAAAUGAUAAAUGACCCUAAAGAAUGGAAGAAAGCAUGUGAAUUAGUGCAAGAGGAAUGGGAUGCAUGACAGCAGUUGUGCUGUUUGUUAUAAUUUAACUACGAUGCUAUAAACAGGAUUGCCGCAUGAGCCUAAUUAACUGAGGGCAUAAUAGCUAUAGACUAUUUUCAAUUGCCUGUGUUGGACUUGAUAGCAUGGCUCUAAAAUGUUAUUUCUUAUAUAAAUGCAAGUAAAAACGGACUUUGAAAUGCAUGAUGUUGGAAUACAGUGUUAUUACUGUAGCAUGUGGAUAACAGCAGGAUGCAUCUGCAUGCCAUGGUUACUAUGAGCCUGUUUCUGCAUGUUUGUCUCUCUCUCUAACAGCCUGGAUAGACCCAUGUCCAAGCGUUGCUCCAACCUCAGCACCUGUGUGCUGGGCAAACUGUCCCAAGAGUUGCACAAAUUGCAGACAUACCCCCGCACCAACACGGGAAGUGGCACGCCUGGCAAGAAACGCAGCCUGCCUGAGAGCAACCGCUAUGCAAGCUAUGGAGACUCAUAUGAUGAAAUCUGAGUGGCCCUUCCCUCCAUCAGCCCUAGUUAACCUGACCCCUCUGUUCUGUUCCAUCCUAGCCUGAUGAUUGCUGAUGCAUGUGGAUCUUGCUUGCUUGACUGACUGCAGAGAAACCUUGAUGUCCCGCAAUGUCCCUACUCUCUUUUUCUUUUGUUAAAAUCCCCUUUUUUGACAGAGAAUAAGAUACAUAAGUACAAAGCAGAGUCCAAUCCUUUAGAUUUAGAAAGUGAAUAAUAAUCGAGUUACACUUCCCCAUCUUAAGGUGUAUGAUAUCCCUUUAUUAUACAGAUCAUUCACAAUAUAUUACAAUUGUUAAUCAAAUCAAAAAUCUUAAUCAAUGCUUCUUUCAACCGUGACUAGGUUUCUUGUUUAAUAAACAUAUUUUUUAUACCAGAACAUAUUUUCCUUCUUAAUUAUUCAAGUGAAACAA
Messenger RNA from Coregonus sp. 'balchen', 2743 nucleotides. NCBI's taxonomy places the organism in Eukaryota, Metazoa, Chordata, Actinopteri, Salmoniformes, Salmonidae. The record is from the annotation of a GenBank genome assembly.